GUUGACAUUCAAGGGCGGGUGGACUCAACGAGACGCAGUUCCAAACUUUAUUGACUGAAUAAUGCACGGUUUUUCUUUCAAGAAAUCUCAAAAGGAUACACUUUGUGUUCUGUUGUUUUAUUUUGGUGCAUUUGUCCUCUCAGUGUAUGGAAGUUGUGGUCGAGACUUUUCCGGAGAUGUUGGGGCGUUUGCUGUUACUACGAGUCGAAAUCGCAACACCCCGGAUUCCUGUAUAGUAAGGAUUAAUGUUACUGAAGGGAAACUCGCCAUCAUCAGGUUCAAAACGAUCAUCAUGAACUGUUCAACUGAUUUCAUAGAGAUUCGUGAUGGCCGCAAUGAAGACGCUGAAUUGAUAAAACGGUUUUGCCAGAAGACAGCUUUCUCGGUUGCAGCCACCCAGAACUUUAUGUUCCUACGAUUCAUCAAUGGUGCCACUUUUAACGAUCUCGUUGUGUCAGCGGAGUAUUUCGUUUUCGACCCAGAGGACGCCAAACUGAACGCCAGUUCGGGGUCCUUCGCCUCCCCGCGGUACCAGGGCCCCUCCUCUCUGUUGUAUGCCAAUAACUUCCGGGCCACCAUCUCCAUAUCCAUCCCCGGAGACUUCGGCAUCAUCUUCACGUUCUCGGAGUUUGACCUGGAGACCAAAUACAAUGGCAAGUGUCUGGAUUACUUGGAGAUUCAGCAGGCGGAUGGACAGUCUUUAGGGCGAUAUUGUGGAAAUACCAUUCCUAAAGACAUUGUCUCGAAAUUCAACACGAUGUACUUUCACUUUGUGACCAACACUUACUUAGAAAAAGCUGGAUUUUCUUUUAGCUGGGAAGUGUGUGGAGGGGUCAUUGAUCAGGCAGCCGGAACUAUGGAACUUCCGCUCGUUAGUGGCCUUUAUAGGAACAACAUGGACUGUAGGUUCGUCUUCCGGCAACCGGAGGGAAAGCGUGUCGCCAUCACCUUCACAAAAUUCAACCUUCAGCAAAAGGCUGCGGACGGAAGAUGUAUAGAUUACGUGGAGGUAACAGACACAGGAUCAGGCUUCACAACUCCGAUCGCCACACAUUGCGGCGUCAUAAGUUCCCAAUUUACGGUGACGUCAAGCUCCAAUGAGGUCACCGUUCGGUUUCAUUCUGAUGAAACAAUUCAAGGAUAUGGCUUCAGCAUUUCGUAUGUUCAAGUCGAACCUUGUGGCGGGAAAUACGAAUUGUUGGAGGGCCGGUUCUUUCCUCCGGACUAUAACAACAUCUACUCGGCCAACGAACACUGCGACUUCCACAUCAAAACCUAUCCUGGGAGUCAAAUCAUGACGGCAUUCAGCAAAUUUAAACUGGAAGAGAAGUGGGGAGCGAGUUGCGUGGAUUAUGUAGAGAUUAGUGACCCAUUUGCAUUCGAACAUCAAACAUCAGGUGAUGGAACUCCACACGAUCACAUCCUGGAAAAUAGUCACCGGCAUUACUGCGGCAGUACCACACCCCCGAACACUCUGUACUACGGGAACGAACUGCAAGUCAAGUUCCGGUCCGAUGGGUCCGUGGAGAGCCAAGGCUUUGUGAUGGAAUGGGCAGCAUGUGGCGGCAAGGUAACAGAUCACUAUGGCGAACUGAAAUCUCCUGAGCUCUACCUCUCUCACAUACUGGAUAUGACGUGUGUCUACACCAUCGAACCGCAAGACGUACAGUCCUUCUUUGUGCAGUAUUCAUCCGAAUUUGCUCAGACAAAUAUAAAUGGAGUUUGUGAUAACGCUUUACAGGUCAGGGAAAUUGGCCCACAGAACAAUUCAUUAGUUAACCUGCCGUGCUCUGGCGAUAAAACUGGACUUUUUCAAACUGGGGCAAAGAAAUUACAGAUUACUUUCAAUCAAGCACUCGGAAGGCCUCGGGGUUUUAAGUACAGUCUUCUAUGGACUGCUUGCGGCAGUCGGGUUACUUCUCCGACCGGAAAAAUCAGAUCGCCAUUUUGGCCCGGGUAUUAUCCAAUCAAACGGUCCUGCUCUUACGUCAUAGACAGUGUGUCCGGAAGUAACGUCGUUCUGGACUUUAUGAACCUGAAACUUGUUCAAACAGACACGUGUGAGGAUUAUAUUCAGAUUCACAAUGGCGCCGACGAAAAUUCGCCCCUGUUGAGAGUUGUAACCGGAAGAACAAUACCGGACACUACUAUCUCUACCACCAGUCGGAUGUUCGUCAAGUUUGUGGCGCAGUGUGAUGUUAGCUCUGAGGGAUUCCAAGCCAAAUGGAGUGUGUGUGGAGUAACACUGAGUGAAGAGUCGGGAGAAGUUAUGUCCCCUAGUUAUCCCCAGAACUACAUCCGGGACAUUGCCUGUAGUUACACCAUCACCCAGUACCCGGGAAAAAUAACAUCCCUAACAUUCAUAGAUUUCGAAGUUGGGUCAAAGGUCGACAAUGAGUGUAUAAACGAUUAUGUGGAGAUUAGAGAUGGGUUUAUUCGACAGUCUACGCUAAUUGGAAAGUACUGUGGGCGCUUACAAAAAUUUACAGUAAACUCCACCAGCAAUACAAUUAACCUCAUCUUAGUAUCCACUAGCAACACAAACAUCCGAUACAGAGGGUUCAAGGCCACAUACAAGUCCAAUGUCAAAGACACAAUGUCACCAUCUACCAGCACAAUCUCGCCAAACUUCACAAUUAUCUACAGAGGACUAACCGCGGAUCAAGAAAACCUUUUAGAUAUGGAUAUCGCACUCAUCACUAUAUUGUCAAUAAUCGUCGUCGUUCUCAUUAUCGUUAUCAUUGUCAUGUUGAUGAUGAACAGAAGAAAAAAAACCCCAAUGGUAGUACAAGAGCAGAAAGUGGUUGUUUCAAGUCCCUCGCGGAAUGACGGCGUCUUGAAUUUCCGUGACAACACACAGCUUCUUGACGUGUACAAUAAAGUGGACUCACCCAGUCCGGAGAGCAAAGACUCGGACGUCAGGGCAGAGAUCAAUCUAACGCUGCAGCAGCAACUCAGAGAGCAGAGAAGACGCAAAAGCACCGGAAGUAACGUUCCACGUGACGUGUACGCUCAGCCACUGAAGAAACAGCUUCCGGAGAGAAUUCAAGAGUCGACAGAAUUCAGGAGCGUUUCUCCCUCCGCAGCUGACAGUUACAAGCAGACGGCGGACAACUACGCACAGAUGACCGAGACUUACAAAGAUGACCAAUCAGAUUUCGAUAACUAUGUGAGAGUUGACCAGCGCGCCAAAAGCCCAGUUAUGAAGUUUUCUACCAGCAAGAGAGGGUUCGCCAAUGAAGCGUACGAUGAUGUGGAAAGCACAAGGACUAAACCAUCAUCUGACAUGAUGUAUUUAUAAAGUUUUAAUUGAUGAAGUUAGCUAUUUUGGUAAACUCGAGCUUAUGGGCAUGUACGUGUUUACAUUUAUGGCAUGUUAACUUAUCUACAUUAUGUCUAUUUUGUUUUAACAUGAGUUUAAAGACAUAUCUAAAAUAAGCCAUUCAUUUAAACAUAUGAAUAAGUAAUAUGUCUUUGAUUAUAUGUACAUGUAUCCAUAAAUUAUUUACAUAUUAUUGUAAAUACAUUGUAUCAAAUUGAAUAAUAAUGAAAAUUCAUUUUUUUAAAUAAAUGUUUUAUUAUUCUAGACAUAUCUUACUACAUGUAUAUGAUACAUAAUAUACGGUGCAA
This is a messenger RNA of Magallana angulata, 3630 nucleotides long. RefSeq names its product cubilin-like. Bases 62 to 3301 code for a protein of 1079 amino acids. The record is from RefSeq and is a predicted model, not a curated record. The transcript has 17 exons. Lineage: Eukaryota; Metazoa; Mollusca; Bivalvia; Ostreida; Ostreidae.